AAGUUGUGGUCAUCUGCUUUAUUGUCAUCUAUUCAAUCAAACCUUCCUUUCUGAAUUUGUUUAUCUCAAAUUCCAAAAAUGUCGUUGUGCUGCGGUGGUAAAUGUGGUUGCGGGUCUAGCUGCGGUUGCGGCAGUGGCUGCAACGGGUGCGGGAUGGCUCAUGAUCUGAGCUACAUCAAGGGGUCCACCACUAAGACCCUUGUCAUGGGAGUUGCUCCCCAGAAGUCGCACUUUGAGGCAUCUGAGAUAGAAGUUGUAGCUGAGAACGGAUGCAAGUGCGAGGAUAGCUGCACCUGCAACCCCUGCAAGUGCACCAAGUGAGUGACAGAUGUCACCUUCUGACGAAGCAAGAGAAUCAUGGGGCUUUUAUGUUUAGCAGUAGUAAUCUAUGUG
Malus domestica (apple) is the source of this 393-nucleotide messenger RNA. The record is from RefSeq and is a predicted model, not a curated record. NCBI's taxonomy places the organism in Eukaryota, Viridiplantae, Streptophyta, Magnoliopsida, Rosales, Rosaceae.